This is a messenger RNA of Cryptomeria japonica (Japanese cedar), 964 nucleotides long. RefSeq lists its product as uncharacterized. The record is from RefSeq and is a predicted model, not a curated record. The transcript has 5 exons. The coding region runs from base 170 to 964 and encodes 264 amino acids. Lineage: Eukaryota; Viridiplantae; Streptophyta; Pinopsida; Cupressales; Cupressaceae.
ACAUUUUAUCCACGACAAUAAUUCUAAAUGAUACCCUGGUGCGGGAAACUUCUCUGUUCAUCAAAUUAUGGUCGAUAACUAUAAAUUUUUCAUGUAGCCACGAAAUAUAUAUUACUGUAGAUUCUGGAUUUAUGAGGGGUGUUGAGCUGGAGGAUAGAAGGCUAAAAGAAUGUGCAGGCCAAUCUCAUUCGUUCCUGCAAUUGGCAAACUCUGUUGCAUUCCUUCAACUUCAAGUGAUCUCUCGGUUAUAAUCUCACUGUGUCACUCGGGGUGUCCAUGGAGGAUAAACAACAAAUGCACAUGCCGCCUCUCCUCCAAAUCCCAUUCCACCAACAAAUUCAGACUAUACUUCGACAAAGAUAAAAGACCCAGGAAAAAUUAUUAUCCUCCUCUCAAAUUUCAGCUUGACUGGGAUCCAUUUGAAGACCUCUUUGGAGUUGGCAUAGAUAUGGAGCCAAGGAAUAUCACAUUCAGUAGGCCUGAACCAAGGUCAUGGAUUGGUCCUAAUGGUCAAUAUGUGAAAGAGUUGCCAUGCCCAAGUUGUAGGGGUAGAGGAUACAUGCUUUGUUCAGAGUGUGGAAUACAUCGUUCUAGCCCAUCUUGUCCACAAUGCCAUGGAAAGGGGUUAAGUACAUGUCGCCAAUGUCUAGGAGAAUGUGUUAUAUGGGAGGAGUCAGUUGAUGAAUUGCCUUGGGAGAGAGCUCGUACCAGGUUUCCUUGUGGCUCGCUGGAAGCGUAUCGGAGAGACAAGAAGUCUCCUAUAUUGGCGUGGCAUUUGGAGAACUCUCCAAUUUUUAGUUGCAAAUCGAACUAUUCAGCAGAAACGCCAUUUUCAGAAUUGCAUUGGGAUGCAUGUAUUGCUGUUGGUGCUCUUCAGUUGCAAUUUCGAGGUAUUGUUUUGUUUGCUUAUGUCAUACGCUUCAUUUGCUUCUCAUUUGGCAUGAUUCUAUGGGGUUUUGAGUGA